AGAGGAGGAGUGGCAGCAGAUGUUAGCUCAGGUCUAAUCUUCCUCAAAACAAAAAAAGAUAUUCAUGUAGUUUUACUUUGAAUUUCUCUCAUAAAUGAGGUUGACCAUCUUUUUACGUUUGAAUUGUUUGUAUUUUCUGUGAAAAAGUGAGUUUUUAAAAAAAAUCUUAUUUUUUGUAAGUACUCUUUAAUAUUAGAGAAAUUAGUUCUUAGUCUAUAGUAAGAAUUAUGAAUAUGUUUCCCUAGUUUGUUCGUAGUCUUCACUUCUUAUAUUGAUUUUUUUCAAGCAUUUAUUUUUAUUUUUUAUGUAAUCAAAUGUAUCAAUCUUUUCUUAUGGCUUCUAGGUUUUGUGUUGUAUUCUGAAAAGACCUACUCUGCUCGAAAAUUAUAUAUAUUUAAAUUUGUCUUUGUUUUCAUUUAGUACAUACAUGUUUUUGUUUUUGUGUUUUUGCGUUUUAGUGUUUGAUAGAAGUGGAAUUUAUUCUGGUCAUGUGCAUCUCAUGGCUACCCAUUUGUCCCAACAGUAUUGGCUCUAUUCAUGCUGAAUUGAAAUCCCACAUUUAUUGUAUACUGAAUUCCUAUAUGCAUUUGAGUCCAUGUGGGGGCUUUCUGUUCCAUUCAUCUGUUUAUUCAUGAGCCAAGACAACUAUUUUAAUAAUUGGGUGUUUAUAAUAUUUCAAAAAUAAUGUGCUUUAAUAUUUGGCAUCACUAGUCCUACUUCAUUAUUCUUCUCUUUCAGAAUUUUCCUACCGCUUUAUGCAAGUUUAUUUGUCCACAAAUGAACUUUGGAGUCUGUCUAAUUAAAAAAUAAAAGUAUUUUUAUUGAGAUGACACUAAAUGUGUAAGAUUAACUUAGGGAGCAUUGACAUUUUAUUUUAUUUUAUUUUUUUUUCCAAUUUAGACAAACACUUUAUUGAGGUAUAAUUGAUAUUUAAAAAACUGUACAUAUUUAAUGUAUACAACUUGAUGAGUUUGAGAAUAAGUACACGCCAGUAAAAUCAUCACCAUAAUCAAGCAUUGACAUUUUAAUGAUGACUUUUCUAUAUGGGAAUAUAGGCCCUUCCACUUGUUCAGAUUUGAUUAGUGUCCCUCAGAAAUAUUAAAAUGUUUCUUUUUUGGUAGAUCUUGCUUAAUUCUUAUAUUUAUUCCUAGGAAUUUUAUCUAUUUAGGUGGCUUUAUAAAUAAAACUUUUCCUCAAUUAUAAUCUUUACAUAGCGAUUGCAUGUAUAUUGGAAAGCUCCUGAUUUCUGUAUGUCAGUUUUUAUACACUACCACUUCUUGUUUAUAGUAGUUUUUCAUUUGGUUUUCUUGAAGGAAUAUAGUCAUAUAAUCUGCAAAUAGUGAUACAUUUGCCUUCUUUUCAAUUUUUAUAUCACUAAUUUAUUUCUCUUUUAUAAUUGUGUGGCUAGGACAGUGCUUCCCAAUUAUUUCACAUCAAGGCACGUCCUGAAAAUUAUAUUUUGAGUGUGCACUGUCAUAAAGGGGAAAUGUUUUGUGAGGCUGGGGGGACCAGCCCAGGGUCUAACUACAUCAGGCCCCACCUGACUGACCUAAGAUGGAUUGAGAAGAAGCCCUAUGCCUCUCUAAAACGAUGGGUUUUUUAAAAAUAUUGAUCACGAACUUACUUAUUUUCUUCCUUACUUUAGCAGGAAUACUUCCAUAGUGUUUUCUCAUUAAAUUAUGCUGGUUUAGGGAUUGAAGUAGAUACACACACACACACACGCAUGCAUAUUUUCAUUUACUAAAGAAGUAUCCAGGUUCGCCUAUUUUUGUCGAGAGAUUUUAGUCAGAAAUGGAUAUUGCGUUAAUAAACGUUUCUUAAGCAUUGCUGCUGUACGCCGGGCUUUGGGACUGAAACCAUGAAUAAGAUGAGAGACACUACAGGAGAGAAUACAAGUCCAAGUAGACCUGAGUUCAGACCCUAUCUAUGCUACAUUUACUAACUCCGUGAUCUCAGUUACUCUUUCUGGAAAUGGAGAAAACGGAAAGGCCGUUGUUUACCUUGUGGGUUUCCAUCUGUUCUUUGUUAUGUUUGUAUGGUCCUAUUGGAUGACAAUUUUCACAUCUCCCGCUUCCCCCUCCAAAGAGUUCUACUUGUCCAGUUCUGACAAGGAACGUUAUGAAAAGGAAUUCAACCAAGAAAGACAACAAGAAAUUUUGAGAAGAACGGCAAGGGACUUACCUAUCUACACCGUGUCAGCUGCAAGGACCAUCAGAUAUUGUGAAAGAUGUCAGUUGAUUAAACCUGACCGUGCGCAUCACUGCUCAGCAUGUGACAUAUGUGUUCUUAAGAUGGAUCAUCACUGUCCUUGGGUGAAUAACUGUGUGGGAUUUUCUAAUUAUAAAUUCUUCCUGCUGUUUUUAUUGUAUUCCCUAUUAUAUUGCCUUUUCGUGGCUACAACAGUUUUACAGUGCUUUAUAAAAUUUUGGACGCUUUGCCGCAGGAAAUCUACAGAGAGUUGUGCAAAGAAUGAACUCUCAGCUACACGUGCAAAAUUCCACGUGCUUUUUCUUUUCUUUGUGUCUACAAUGUUCUUCAUCAGCGUCCUGUCACUGUUCAGCUACCACUGCUGGCUAGUUGGCAAAAAUAGAACAACGAUAGAAUCAUUCCGUGCACCCACAUUUUCCUAUGGACCUGAUGGAAAUGGUUUCUCUCUUGGAUGCAGUAAAAAUUGGAGACAAGUCUUUGGUGAUGAAAAGAAAUAUUGGCUACUUCCAAUAUUUUCAAGUUUGGGUGAUGGUUGCAGUUUCCCAACUCGCCUGGUGGGGAUGGAUCCAGAGCAAGCUUCUGUUUCAAACCAAAACGAAUAUGCCAGAAGUAUUGGCUCAAAUCAACCCUUUCCUGUCAAACCACUUAGUGAAUCAAAAAACCGGUUAUUGGACAGUGAGUCUCAGUGGCUAGAGAAUGGAUCUGAAGAAAGCACCGUCAGAUCAGGGACAAAUAACCAUGUUACAGUGGCAAUAGAAAAUUGAGUACCACUUGUUCAUAACUAACCAAUUGAAUAAGAGCAAGGUUUAUAAAAACAUAUUAUGGACUGAUAUUUUCAGUUUUAUUUGCAAGAAAAUGAUCAAUGGAAUGAAAUAAUUGAAGUCUAAUGGAAGAUGUAUUUCUUAACAAAGGAAGCCUUUGUGCAGAUCCUGGACCCACAGAAGCACUGCUCUGGAGCGGGAAGCAUGCCUUAAUCUGAAGUUAGCCCGUUUGUGCAGCAUUGACCUACAGCCACAAAAGGGACUUAAUUUUACUUUGGAAGUAACACUAUGAGAUGCUAUAAUAUGAGCUAUCAAAUCACAUGGUAACAUGGCAUAUGUAUUUUUCUGAUACCUGAGUUACAUUAUUAGAGCUGUUUCUUAGUAUCCAUAUAAAUGUUCACUCCAGAAACACAAGCUAAAAACUUGUCUUAAGUGAAAUGCAUCCAGGGCAGCAUGGUGGCUGAAAGUGAAUAAUAAUAUCCAAAUUGCUGUUGCUUGUACUGUGUAAGGAAAAGAAAAUAACUGGCUUUUUUUUUAAUUGGGUGUUUGCUAAUUUGUAAUUACUGUUUUAUACUUUUCAACAUCUUUAAUAAAGAUUUUUUUAUUGUUGGCUAUAAAAUAACACUCAGAAGGAUUCAGAUAUCUAAAUAUAAUCAUUUAAAAUAGGGAGCACAUUUGUAUAAUCCGUUGAAGGCUUAGUUCUGAGCAUCAAUCCAACCAUGGUAGGGUAGAGUCUUGCCCAAGGCUGAAAGACAGCUUGGCAGUUUAAGAACUUUUUUGUUUCUGCUUUCAAAUUACUUUUUUGUUGAACUUUCCUGGGUAUUUAUAUGGGCAGGAAAGCACAAAGGUACACAUGCUAUAGAAGCAUUGGACCCAGUAGGAACAGCUAGAAGUGGCUGGAAGAAAAGUGUAAAGAGGAGGAUAGGCAGGCUUGUAAGCUGUUAAAUAUUUCAGUCCCAAGGUACUUAGAAUGCAGCAUGCUAUUGAGCUGCCUUUCAAAUUUCAAUUUAGGUAAUGACUAAAAAUUACUUUGAAACUUUUUGUAGUAAUCCUGUAACAGCUUAAACGGUGACUUAAAAUGCAAUUUGAACUAGGGUUAAACUGUUUAGCGUAAUACUGCUCUCAGGAAAGCAAUUCUAACCUGAGUAGUCAUUUAAAGCUUCCAGUCUCUGAGCAGUGGAUUCCACUCUUAAAUGCAAAAUGUUAAAUCUGACUUCCUAACAACAACCCCUUUUUGCCUAGACACAUAACCCCUUUUUCCUUGUGAAAUCUAAUCUCAAUGACAGGAAUUGUUGCAUUAAUUCUAAAGAAAAAUACAGUAUUCUUUAAGGAGAAAAGAUGUAGAAAUGUUACUCCUUGUUUAUACUGUUUAGUCAAAUACACACACAGAAACCAAAACGAUUGAUUGCUUCCAGUAGUGGGUAGAGAUAAAUCUUAACCAGAAUCUAUAGGUACCAACAGUGAUGGUUUACCUGUCUGCAAAGUGGGAUUGGGCGAGGGGCGUUGGAAGCAGUUGGACUGGAUAACCUCAAACAUUCUUCGAUUUCUAAUUUUGCAAAAUAACCUUACUUUUCAUUCAUCCAACAAAUAUUUUUAGAGUACCUUCUGUACACCAAACAGUAUACUAGAGAUAGCUCUAUAAUUUCCUAAUGGAGUAGAAAUUUUACAGUCAACUAUUCCAGGUUUACAGUUUAUUUACCAUUACAAUUUAUAGGAUUUAUCUAAUUCCAUUGGCUAUACUAACGUCAGAUUUUAAAAAGAAGUAACAUUUUUUCCCUUUGAACCAAAGGAAUGAUCUUAAUAAUCUUGGUUCUAGAAAACUUUUAAGUAUGAGAGUUAAGGGAUAUCAAUUACCAACCAAAAACAUCAUUUCAGUUUGGCGGUUUGCAUAUUACAGGGAAAUAGUACGUGUUUAAACUCACUUGACUACUUUCAGACGUGUUCACUGCUCCUUUCUGUGAGUCUGUCUCCAUUUAGAUCACAGGAUUAGAAUGCACCUGAUUAGCAACUGAGGAAAGAGACUUUUCCCCUUAACCUAUUCAGGCCCUUUUGUGGGGUUGUAAUCUUUCUCAGUUCUUUUCAUUUCUAUUGUUUAGCAUCAUAUUUAAUAGCAUAGUAAACACUUCUCCAGAAAUUUUCAGUUAGAGCCUUUCACUUUAGUUCCCUUCGGUUUAAUUUAUGGCCAACAUUUUGCCACGUUCUAAAUAAUACUUGGCUGAGUUUAUUCCUGCGUAUUAAUGACCAUUCCCCAAGGGCCUGCAGGUGGAAUGGGGAUCACGGAAAGGCUGCCUCUUUGGUGUUUAACUGGUAUUGACUCAUGCUAGCAACUCUGGGGAGAAACGGUCAAAAUGAAGCCUUGUCAAAAUUUAUUAGUACCAUCUUUGGUCCUUCAAACACUUGAACAGAUAUGAUGAUAUUUAAGGAAAAUAAAGUUGAAUUUCAGGUAUGACCAUUACCAUUAAAAACAGAUUGGGCAGGAGACUUGGUUUUACCUGGAUCCAAACUACUUGAAUAUUCAAGGCAUCUGACCAGUACUGCCAGGCCAAACCACAGAGCAGCGCCAGUGUAGUCUUACCACCAGGAACGUGUUUACAAAGUUUAGUUUCAUCUUUACAUGUGGAUGAUUUUUAAAGUCUUUUUACAUAUUUAGUGGUUAUGAUCCAAUGUGUCCUAAGUUAAUAUAAGAUUAGUUUAAAUCAAAUACGCAAUGUUUACUUGAAUUUUAUUUCUAUUAGAAACAGAUUUUGACUAUGUUUACAGGAUUGUGUGAAUUAAAGUUUAUCAGACAUGUGAGUUUCCAUUCAGUAAUCUUUAAAGCAAAUGUCUAUUAAGGGCUUCAUGUUAGGAUCUGCGUAUUUGGGGCACUGAGUGGACAGUGGCUUACAAAUAUGCUUCACUUACACUUUGUUCUAGGACUAGCACUGCUAUCAAUGGGGAGUAUUUUUAACUAACUGUUAUUAAGAAAUUAAUCAUAUUUUUGCAUUCAGCCGAAAUAAAUACCAUAUCUAAUAAUCUGUAAGAUAUAGGUAAUAUAUAAACCUGAAAUCCAUGUUUCAUAUGAUCUGAACUGUAUUUUCCAAUUAAAAAUGCAAUAUAGAUUCAGAAAGGUCCAUAUUUUUCUAACGACUUCACUUUGUAUUAUUUUGUUGGGUUGCAUAAAGAAGCAAGGAAUUGUAUUUGUAUUAAAAGCUUAAGAAAGCUGUCAGGCAAGUUUACUAUAUUUGUACAUGAUUGCAGAUGAGUCUAUGCCCAUUUAAAAGAAAAUAUGGACACUUUUAAAGUGAUCUUUAAUAUGCUUUUAUAUAAACAAAUUUGAAAUAGAGUUUACUUUGGCUGUCUUUACUUAUCAAGUGCCACCAGUCUUGUGUUUGUUUCUCAUAAGUCUGACUCUGGACCAUGACUUAAUGUUAGCUCUUUGCUUUGUCUUUUGGAUGGCCUAACCUACAUUAACAUGGAGGCUGGACAUUUUUAAACUUUUUUUUCAAAAAUCAUAAUAAUUUACUUUAUUAAUAAACAAAUAAAGUCCUGUAUUUUAA
Molecule: messenger RNA, 6505 nt
Organism: Equus quagga
Lineage: Eukaryota; Metazoa; Chordata; Mammalia; Perissodactyla; Equidae
Gene: ZDHHC20
Product: zinc finger DHHC-type palmitoyltransferase 20
Exons: 14
Coding region: 2028-2972 (314 amino acids)
Biological process (GO): synaptic vesicle maturation; protein targeting to membrane; peptidyl-L-cysteine S-palmitoylation
Cellular component (GO): endoplasmic reticulum; Golgi apparatus
Molecular function (GO): protein-cysteine S-palmitoyltransferase activity
Source: RefSeq, a predicted model, not a curated record